Messenger RNA from Acanthochromis polyacanthus (spiny chromis), 4532 nucleotides. RefSeq names its product T-cell differentiation antigen CD6-like. The record is from RefSeq and is a predicted model, not a curated record. The transcript has 12 exons. Bases 37 to 1953 code for a protein of 638 amino acids. NCBI's taxonomy places the organism in Eukaryota, Metazoa, Chordata, Actinopteri, Pomacentridae. Gene Ontology annotation, cellular component: membrane.
GGUCUGCUCAACGCUGACAAAGUACUUUGUCAAGUAAUGGCUUACUCAUAUUCUGAAGAGGAAUAUUCACCCUCUGAUGAAGAUGUUCAGUCGUCCACUGAGACAGAAAGUGCCGCUGCGUCUGUGCGUAACGGCAGCGGGUCGGUGUGUCAUGACAGCCCACGAGCAGCACAUACUGGAGCCGAUGCUUUGCUUCACCGGGUCCGGGGAGGCAGGAAGGGACGUGAUGAGCCGCUGGUUCACCACCUCUCAGGGAAUCGCUGCAGCUGGACGCUCAGACUUCCUGGAAACGGCAGCAGACACCCGGUGCCUCUGACUUCAGCCUCUGUGGACGUUCUGGUCGAACAGAUCUGUCGGGAUCUGAACUGCGGUGGAGUUUAUCGUGUGAACAGAAGCAGCUCGGCUUCAAACUCCAGCUGCUUCCACCGCUGUUCGUACCGAGACCGACGGCUGCACAACUGUUCGGUGAUGCAGGGAGGAAACUGUGCUGUGAUCUCUGCAGCCGUCUGUGGGCACCAGGCGGUCCGGUUGGCCGGAGGUCCGGACCGCUGUGCCGGCCGGGUGGAGGUGUGGAGGGACGGCCGCUGGGGGACGGUGUGCGACGACGGCUGGGAUCUGAAGGACGCCGCUGUGGUUUGUGCUCAGCUCGGAUGUGGCUUCGCCCUCAGCGUGUCGGGUCAGGGAGGAUCCUUCCCCCCCGGGACCGGACCGGUUCUCCUGGACGAGCUCAACUGUACGGGCCGAGAGCAGAACCUGUGGAGCUGCCCGGCCGCUCAGAGCGAGUCCGACUGUGGACACAAGGAGGACGCUGGGGUCGUCUGCUCAGAGAUGCGGGCCGUCAGACUGAGCGGAGGUCUGGACCGGUGCUCCGGUAAGGUGGAGAUCCAUCGUAACGGCAGCUGGGGGACCGUCUGUGAUAACUGCUGGAACAAAGACAUGGCCUCCAUAGUCUGCUCCAUGCUGAACUGUGGCUCCCAGCCCGCCCAGUUCUCCCAGUUUGUUCCUCCGCUGGCCCACAACAACGGAACCAAGUGGUUCUACCAAUGCCGGUCCCACCAGAGUCUGUGGCAGUGCAAAGAGUUCUUCAACAGACCUCACCUGUGUGCCUCCUCUAAAGCUUCAGGUGUCGUCUGUAACGGUUCUCUGGGUUUUCCUUCAGUCACCACAGCUGUAACAUCUGUAGAAACCAGCUGGACCACUGGUUCCACCGCCGUCACUGAAGCCGUGGACUCUUUCUUUUCUAAUCCGGAGCUCCUCAGCAGCAUCUCAGUGUCUCUGCUGCUGCUGGUGUUUCUGAUCACAAACACCGUCCUGUGCUGCCAUUACAGACGACGGCACGCUUUCUUGGUGCAGCAGACUCGCUCCAACCCUCAAUCUGUGUCGUCUGAGAACCACCACAACAACUACCAGGAGGCUGUAAAUCUGGUCAAAGUCACAGCGAACCCUCCACAGACGGACGUCUCCUCCGACCCUCGACAUGUGUGGACGCAGCUUAGUAGCGUCGACAGCGCCUCAGUAGAUACAGACUAUGAGCAGUUUGACCCCAGCUCUGACCCGUCUGUCACUUUAUCCACCUUUCGCAACUCUCAGCGCUACAGGACCGACGUCAACCCUCUGGUGAGGCCGCCGGGGCUCGACCGGCUCUGUGAGGAAGGUCCUGAGUCCACGGCCGAGCCAGCAGCACAUUUUCUAGGUUAUAACGGCGUUCCUGUAGAGCCUCAGUACGCCAGAGUGUCCAAGAUCUCCAUCGACUCCUUUGAAACUUCGAGCACUUCGUCUGGAGAAUGUUACGAGAACGUGACCAGCGGCUACACCAACGUCAUCCCCGAUCCUGAAGCGGGUCAGUCGUCUGCCGGCGUCUUCAACCCGCUUUACUCAAGACAGAAAGCAAACCAGCAGAGUUCAGACGAAGACGAAGACGACAGCCUUUAUUCUCCUGUGAGUCCCGACUGAAGCCUUCAUCUGAAGACGACAGACGAGGUUACUUCAGGUCACAGAGAGGAGGAGCGACGGAAGAUCAAACUACGUAUUUUUAAUCUAUUAAUAUCUGAAAACAAACGUUAAUUAGAUUAAAACCGGACUCGGGUUGGAUCAAAACAUCUAAAUGUUGUUUUAACAGCAUUAACUGUGACUGACUUUUAAUCUACUUUUUACUAAAUAAUGGAUUCCUGAGAAGCAGAAUAAAUUUAAUGUGAAGUUGUUUAGACCUGCUGCAGUCGAUCCAUCACAGAGAACAAACUGAGGAUUUAUCCAGUUAAAAAUCUCAGAUUUUAUUGAUAUUUGGCUGCAAUAUCCGUUUCACUGGUGCAGUUUGGUUUCAAAUACCAAACCCUGGAUAUAAAUGAAGGAAAUUCAGAUGGACUGAAAAUGAAAAUAUGUGAUUUUGCCAGGCGUAAACUAACCGUGACGUCACCCGUUGGUUUCAACGCCGAGAAAAUGAAGCCCGGAUUUUGCUACUUCCUGGUCGCCGUUUUGGAUUUUUUGGAGCCAGUGACGUAAAAAGCGUCAUCAAACAGACUGGACCGGAGAGCAACUAGGGGCAGGAUUGGCUGAGGACUCUCUUAUCCCGCCCACAUUUUACCGCAGAGGCUUCUGUUGCUGUCUAUCAUGUCUAUCAUGCUGUCUACCACGCCCCCUGGCUCCGCCAACUUUAACGAUUUAUUUAAAAUUCAGUAUUGAUUUAUUUUAAGAUCAGCCACCUGAUCUCUCAUUUUGACCAUGAAAACUAACGGGAAAAAAAUCCUGAGCUGUAGAAAAUCAGUCUAUCAAAUUUUAUUUUCUCCAAAAAUGAAUUGGGGUCUAUGGAGAAAAAGCUUCUUGGAGCCAGCCCUAGUGGACGGCGUGAUAUUGCAAGUUUUUGACACUUCCGGGUGGGCUUCAAUUCUGGAGCCAGAUGCUACGUCCACUAUAUAUACAGUCUAUGGAUUUUGCUCAUUUUAUGCAUUGAAAAGCUGCAUUUUAUUCUGAAAUUCAUCUUUUCCAAACAUCCAGGAGCUGAAAACAUUCUUUACUUUCAGCUGCUUUUGGCUCCUUUUAAUAAGACUAAAGCUCUUUGGAAAUACAAAUUAGUGAUUUUUUUCUACAAUACUGACAGUUUACUGUUUUUAUCAGGCAUUUCUGUUUCUGUUCACCUUCAUAAUCAUAGAUCAGGUGUAAAAUCUGUUAUUGAUGUUUAAAUCAUCGUUAAUUCACUUUAAUCAACAUGAACAGCACAUUUUUCUCUCAUUUUUACACAAAUCACAAAGCAAACUAACGUUUUGAUGCCAUAAAGCGAAAAUGAAGCAAUUUUAGAUAAACUUAAAAGGGAAAUAUGUGAUUUUUUUUGCAUUGAAAAGCUGCAUUUAAUUCUCAGAUUCAUCUUGUCCGAGCAUCCAGUAGCUGAACUCUUAAAAACAUUCUCGACUUGCAGCUUUUGAUAAGACUGAAGCUCCUGGAAAUAUAAAUGAGUGACAUUUUCUCUACAAUACUGACAGUUUUGCAUUUCUGUUUCCAUGCAUCUUCAUAAUCACAAAUCAGGUGUAAAAUCAGGCUGUUAUUAUUGUUCAAAUCAUCAUUAAUUCACUUUAAUCAACACAAACAGCACAUUUUCAUCUAGAAUAUCGUUAAUUUUACUCAUUUUAACACAAAAUCAUGAAAUUUAGAUGCUGUGAAAUGGAAAAUAUGUGAUUUUGCUCAUUUUAUGCAUUGAAAAGCUACAUUUUAUUCUGAAAUUCAUCUCGUCUGAGCAUCCAGCAGCCGAGCUUUUAGACACAUUCUCUACCUGCAGCUGCAUUUGGCUCCUUUUAAUAAGAUUUAACCUCCCUGAAAAUAUGAAAUAGUGAACUUUUCUCAACGAUACUGACAGUUUGCUGUUUUUGUCACGUGUUUCUGUUUCCAUGCACCUUCAUAAUCAUAGAUGAGGUGUAAAAUCAGGCUGUUAUUGAUGCUUAAAUCAUCAUUAAUUCACUUUCAUCAACAUGAACAGCACAUUGUCAUUUCAUUUUAACACAACAAUCACAAAACAGUGAUACCAGUCGCCAUAAAGCAAACAGAAGAACAAACUUUAACCCUGUUUAGCUGAUUAUUUUCUUAUUAAUUCACAUUCUUAACAGAAACAAUGAUGAAUAAAAGCUCAAUAAAGUGCUUUAUGAAUGUUCUAUCUGUUAUUUUUGAUCAUGAAAAGCUGAAAAAAGUGACCAAGAUUAUAUUUAUAUUUAUACAUGUAAAUAUUCACUGUGAUGGAUUCACUUUCUCACGCAGUUUUCACGUCCUUUAACUUUAUUUCUUGAGCACACUGAGAUCACAUGAAAUAAAACUGAAGAUAAUCAAAUUAUCUUCAGGUUUUCUUCUAGAAUUAACUGUAAUAUAUGUAUGUUUUUUUUAAAGUGUAAUAUUUAACUGUGAAGCAGUUUGCUGUAAUAAUUCAAAUGUUUUCUGUUCAUAUCAGUCUGUGGAUAGAAGUAAAAUCAAACUAUUAAAUUGUUUUUUUGUUUCCAAACCACAAAUAAAACAAACAUAUCAGGUGUCAGAAUAAAAAAACUAUUUAAAAACCA